Solanum dulcamara is the source of this 3229-nucleotide messenger RNA. RefSeq names its product ubiquitin carboxyl-terminal hydrolase 8. NCBI's taxonomy places the organism in Eukaryota, Viridiplantae, Streptophyta, Magnoliopsida, Solanales, Solanaceae. Bases 210 to 2840 code for a protein of 876 amino acids. Gene Ontology annotation, molecular function: cysteine-type deubiquitinase activity. The record is from RefSeq and is a predicted model, not a curated record. The transcript has 13 exons. Gene Ontology annotation, biological process: protein deubiquitination.
AUAAUUUGGUGUAUUUUUCAUAAAUAUUCUUUCCCCUGAAUCCUCUUCACAGAAAAAAGCUCCAAUUGUUUCUCUGCAAAAUCCGCCAUUCCCUCAUUCCUAUAAAAUGAUGUACAUUUUUUCUGCUGCAAAUCUCUACCGCCAUUUCUGUAACUCCGAGUCUUUCUCUCUCUGACCUUCUUUCUCUCUCUAGAAUUCCGUCUAUUCAAAUGGAUAACCCAUCGGAGGAUUCUUCUCAACAGCAACAGACCGAAUCUUCUGUAAAAGAUGACCAGCGAGUUUAUUUCGUUCCUUACAGGUGGUGGAAGGAGGCACAGGAUUCAGCACCAUCAGAUGGGAAGUCAGCGAUCUUGUAUGCAGUAGCACCAGCUCCAUCUUAUGGAGGGCCAAUGAAACUCAUUGGCAACAUAUUUAGCCCAGACGUCGCAUUUAACUUGAGGAGAGAGGAUGAAUCUUUGUCACAGAAUCAGGAGAAUGGUGAAGUUGGAGUAUCAGGCCGGGACUAUGCGUUGGUCCCUGGCGACAUAUGGUUGCAGGCACUCAAAUGGCACAGUAACUCUAAAGCUGCUGCUAAGAAUGGAAAAAGCUUUUCAGCUACAGAUGAGGAUAUUGCAGAUGUCUAUCCUUUACAGCUGAGGCUUUCUGUUUCGCGGGAAACCAGUUCCUUAGGAGUCAGGAUAAGCAAAAAGGACAAUACAGUCGAAUGCUUUAGAAGAGCCUGCAGAAUUUUUAGUGUGGAUACAGAACCCUCAAGGAUUUGGGAUUUAUCUGGGCAGACAGCGUUGUUUUUUUCAAAUGAAAAUAAUAAGAUGAUCAAAGACUCUCAGAAACAGUCCGAGCAAGAUCUGCUCUUGGAGUUGCAGGUUUAUGGGUUAUCAGAUUCUGUUAAAAAUAAAGCAAAAAAGGAUGAGAUGUCAAUGCCAUACCUUAAUGGUUCUUCUCUUCUGAUGAAUGGUUCUGGCAGUGGUAUAACCUCUAAUCUCACUAGGAGCAGUUCGUCAUCCUUUUCUGGAGGUUCAUGUGAAGCUGGUACCUUGGGUUUGACUGGAUUGCAAAACCUAGGGAACACCUGUUUCAUGAACAGUGCUCUUCAGUGCCUUGCACAUACACCAAAGCUUGUUGAUUACUUUCUCGGGGACUACAAGAGAGAAAUAAAUCAUGACAACCCAUUGGGAAUGAAUGGAGAAAUUGCCUCUGCUUUUGGUGAGCUUCUGAAGAAAUUAUGGGCUCCUGGAGCGAGUCCUGUGGCACCUAGAGCAUUCAAAGUACAGCUCGCUCAUUUUGCUCCUCAAUUCAGCGGCUUCAAUCAGCAUGAUUCUCAGGAGGUCUUAGCUUUUCUAUUGGAUGGACUCCAUGAAGAUCUGAACCGCGUUAAGAAUAAACCUUAUGUUGAAGCUAAGGAUGGAGAUGAUCGUCCAGAUGAAGAGAUCGCUGAUGAAUACUGGAACUAUCAUCGGGCUCGUAAUGAUUCCAUCAUAGUGGACGUGUGCCAAGGUCAAUAUCGUUCCACAUUGGUCUGUCCUGUUUGCAAAAAGGUCUCCAUCACGUUUGAUCCAUUCAUGUAUUUGUCACUGCCUCUGCCAUCUACAUCUAUGAGGUCGAUGACUCUCACAGUUAUAAAAAGUGGCAGUGAUCUUCAGAUAUCUACAUUUACAAUCACUGUUCCCAAGGAUGGAAAGCUUGAAGAUCUAAUUCGUGCUUUGAGUGCUGCAUGCUCUUUGGAGGCUGAUGAGACCCUUUUGGUGGCUGAGAUAUACAACAACCGCAUUAUACGUUAUCUUGAGGAGCCAGCCGAUUCAUUAUCUUUAAUAAGAGAUGGUGACCGACUUGUUGCUUAUCGGUUGCACAAGGGUACCAAAGAAGCCCCCUUGGUUAUGUUUACACAUCAACAGAUUGAUGAGCAUUACACAUACGGGAAGCUGACUUCAAAUUGGAAGGCAUUUGGUAUUCCACUUGCCGCACAUUAUAGAGUUCUUAAAGGAUCUGAUGUCUGUAGUCUUUAUCUGCAGUUACUUACACCAUUCUUAGUCCAAAAUAGAGCCCAGGCGGAUGAACAUAACUUUGAUAGAAGUUCUACUGAAGUAUGUAUAGACAUGGAACCUGAUGACAAAAGAGUUAAUGGGUUUCCAGAAAGCAUUGCUGAGGAAAAUGUUGCCGAACAUUUGGAUAUGGAAUUUCAUUUUUACAUAUCAGAUGAUAAGGCAAUCGCUAAAGGGCCUGAGAUUGUAAUGAAUGAGCCAUUACAGUCCACAGAUAUCCCUGGACGGUUAAAUGUACUUGUAAAUUGGUCACCAAAAAUGCUUGAAAAAUACAAUACAAGCCUUUUCAGCUCACUGCCAGAAGUUUUCAAAUCUGGUUUUUUUGGCAAACGACCUCAAGAUUCUGUCUCCCUGUAUAAAUGUCUUGAGGCGUUUCUGAAGGAAGAGCCUCUAGGGCCAGAAGAUAUGUGGUUCUGCCCUGGAUGUAAGGAGCAUCGCCAAGCCACCAAGAAGUUGGAUCUUUGGAGACUGCCGGAAAUUCUGGUCAUCCACCUGAAGAGGUUCUCAUAUAGCCGGUUUCUGAAAAACAAGUUGGAGACAUAUGUUGACUUCCCCACUCAUGAUCUAGAUUUAUCCUCAUAUAUGGCCUACAAGGAUGGAAAAUCUUCCUAUCAGUAUAUGCUUUAUGCAAUUAGCAACCAUUAUGGAAGCAUGGGAGGGGGUCACUACACUGCGUUUGUUCAUCAAGGUGCUGAUCGGUGGUAUGACUUCGAUGACAGCCAUGUGUCUCCCAUCAGCAAAGACAAGAUCAAAACCUCGGCGGCCUAUGUUCUGUUUUAUAGACGAGUUGAAGAAACCUAACAUUAGAUGAUAGUUACUAAACAUCAAGGCUUGAUUUAUCUUUUCGCAAAGCCUUACAGGAAUCGGUUUGGUUUCAACAUUCUCUGACCUUUGGCAUCAUCUAAUUUAGUUGUAGUUUUGAGUCAAAAAGAAUCUAGUGAAGUGGUGACCAUGGUUAUGUAGCAGUGUAGCAAAGAGGGAAAGAAAUUAAGGUUUUUAUUUCCAUAGUCGUUUUUAAUAGAAGAUACUUUUUCCUUUUAUCAUCGCAACAGAUCAGAAACUAGUUCGGAACAGAUUGCUUAUGCACAGGAAAGGAAGCAAAAAAAAGGUAAGGUCUUUUAUGACAUGAAGUUAUUGAAUGUCAUUAUAUAGGAAAUUACAUUAAUUUCAUUUUGCAAUUUUGGUGAUGA